AUCUGUAAUCAUUGUUAGAAGAAGAUGAGAUUUUCUGGAAAGGGAGGGUGAAUGGCAUUCAGAGCAUUCAAUUGGUGGGUUACAGCCCAAAAUUAAAAUAAGCACCAUCCACCUCCCCCUGGCUCAACAAUUGUUAGCGUUAUCAGCCCUGGUCAUUAAUUGUGAAUUUGAAUCAUUUACUGACCAAGGAAUAAUAUAGGUCUUCAAGAUAAAUCGCUUGAGAACCCCUGGCUUAGAGCAUAAUGUUUUUAUGAAAUAACAAUCACUUGAGUUUCUCCCUGCCCCAGUUCGAAUACUUACUGGUCGAAAGAAUCCAACCAUUUGGAUUUUAUUUUCCACUAUGAUUCAACACUCCCAACAGCAACCAUCCAACAUUUCAUCAUUUCAAAGAAUAGCUGAUAUUUUCCACAUUAAAGACAUAAUUCUUCCCUAAUAUAUUCCAGACACCGCACUACAUGUCCAGAUCAUUCACAUGGGUAAACUUUGUAGCUGUUAGCAUUCUUCAUUGUUCUGUAGACAGGAGGAUUUUGUCCUCUCCCCUCCCCUUUUUUAUGUUUUCGUUGUUAUUAUAGUGUGUAUUUAUGUAGAAGAAAGUCUCAGGAAUAGAAGCAUUGACACAUUUGGUUUAUAUGGAGAUGUCUAGAGUGGUAUCUUCUGAUUAGUCGUUGUACUUGUUUGAACUGUGUUUAAUAAGGCAAAGUUGACUGUGAUUGGUGGGGCUGAGGCUGGUGGGGGCUGAUUGUGAUUGGUGGGGUUGGUGCCGGUGGGGGCUGAGUCUUCACUUGGUGCUGGAACCUUCAGCAGAAGCUCUCAGAUCUCAGGGUGCAGGCUGGCGUCUCCACAUCACACAGGAGGAGCUUGAUCUGCCCUGAUAAACAUGGGGAGCUGCCUGUUCCUCGUCUUCUACUCUCUGCUGCCUCUGCUCUCCUCAGCAGGACAUGAGGAGGUGAGACUGGUGAAGGGAGGGAGUCCCUGUGCUGGGACAGUAGAGGUGAAUCGUGGAGGACAGUGGGGGACAGUAAUGCAGUUUGGCUGGGACAUCGAUGACGCUACGGUGGUGUGUAGAGAGCUGGGCUGUGGGUCUGCUGUAGCUGCUCCUGGUAGAGCUCACUUUGGAGAAGGUUCUGGGAAGGAACUAAUUACUAAGGUUUCCUGUAAUGGAUCAGAGCCGACAAUGUCCAUGUGUCCAUCUCAGGAGGCUGAUAAGAUAUCAGGGUCACUCCUUCGUCCUCAUGUACUUGAUGCUGGUGUGAUCUGUUCAGGUCGCUCAGUGGUCCAGCUUGUGGGGGGGCCUCACAAGUGCUCUGGGAGACUGGAGAUUAGAGAUGGAGAUACCUGGGCUGCAGUGUGUGAUGGUAACUUUGACUGGCAGGAUGCUGAGGUUGUCUGUAGGGAGCUGGACUGUGGGGCUCCUUCAGCUCUACACAAGGGGGCCCAUUUUGGUGAAGGAGAAGGUCCCAUCUGGUAUAAAGGCUUCCACUGUGAAGGAGAGGAAUCCUUCCUACAUGACUGUCUAAUGUCAGAUGGACCAGAACAGAACUGUACAAAUCAUUCAGUAACACUGACAUGUUCAGAGCCUGCUGAUGUGAGGCUGCUGAAUGGAAGCAGCCCUUGUUCUGGGAGAGUGGAGGUGUAUCGCUGGGGCGAGUGGGGGACCGUUCAUCAGCGUAACUGGGACAUGAAUGAUGCCGCGGUGGUGUGUAGACAGCUGGGCUGUGGUUCUGCUGUAUCGGUACCAGGUGCAGCUCACUUUGGAGAAGGUUCUGGGCGGAUGGUUCUAGGUGAUGUUUCCUGCAGUGGGUCAGAGUUUGCGCUGAGGGAGUGUGGAUCACUGGAUGGCAGAGAGCAUGGCUUACUGCACACACUGGAUGCUGCAGUCAUCUGCUCAGACCAUGUGAGGCUUGUGGGUGGAGCUGAUCGCUGCUCUGGGAGACUGGAGAUUAGAGAUGGAGAUACCUGGUCUACAGUGUGUGAUGGUAACUUUGACUGGCAGGAUGCUGAGGUUGUCUGUAGGGAGCUGGACUGUGGGGCUCCUUCAGCUCUACACAAGGGGGCCCAUUUUGGUGAAGGAGAAGGUCCCAUCUGGUAUAAAGACUUCCACUGUGAAGGAGAAGAAUCCUUCCUCCAUGAAUGUCCCAAAUCUGUUGAAUCAGAACAGAACUGCAAAAACAACAGCAAUAUGGGACUGACCUGCACAGGGCCUGAGGACCUGAGGCUGGUGAAUGGAAGCAGUCCUUGUUCUGGGAGAGUGGAGGUGUAUCGCUGGGGAGAGUGGGGGACUAUAGCCCAGUAUGACUGGGACCUGGAUGAUGCGUCAGUGGUGUGUAGACAGCUGGGCUGUGGGACUGCUGUAUUAGCACCUAUAAGAGCUCACUUUGGAGAAGGUUCUGGAAGGGUGUUGCUGAGAGAUGUUUCCUGCAGUGGGUCAGAGAGUGCACUGCGGCAGUGUAGAUCACUGGAUUUCAGAUACAUGGAUUUUAUUUACAUUUUUGAUGCUGGAAUUAUUUGUUCAGACCAUGUGAGGCUUGUGGGUGGAGCUGAUCGCUGCUCUGGGAGGCUGGAGGUGAAGUUCAGUCAGUCCUGGUCUACAGUGUGUGAUGGUAACUUUGACUGGCAGGAUGCUGAGGUUGUCUGUAGGGAGCUGGACUGUGGGGCUCCUUCAGCUCUACACAAGGGGGCCCAUUUUGGUGAAGGAGAAGGUCCCAUCUGGUAUAAAGACUUCAACUGUGAAGGAGAGGAAUCCUUCCUCCGUGAAUGUCUCACCUCUGUUAGAUCAGAACAAAACUGCAAAAACAACAGCAAUAUGGGACUGACCUGCACAGGGCCUGAGGACCUGAGGCUGGUGAAUGGAAGCAGUCCUUGUUCUGGGAGAGUGGAGGUGUAUCGCUGGGGAGAGUGGGGGACUAUAGCCCAGUAUGACUGGGACCUGGAUGAUGCGUCAGUGGUGUGUAGACAGCUGGGCUGUGGGACUGCUGUAUUAGCACCUAUAAGAGCUCACUUUGGAGAAGGUUCUGGAAGGGUGUUGCUGAGAGAUGUUUCCUGCAGUGGGUCAGAGUCUGCACUGAGGCAGUGUAGAUCACUGGAUUACAGAUACAUGGAUAUUUCUCACAUCUUUGAUGCUGGAAUUAUUUGUUCAGACCAUGUGAGGCUUGUGGGUGGAGCUGAUCGCUGCUCUGGGAGGCUGGAGAUGAAGUUCAGUCAGUCCUGGUCUACAGUGGGUGAUGGUAACUUUGACUGGCAGGAUGCUGAGGUUGUCUGUAGGGAGCUGGACUGUGGGGCUCCUUCAGCUCUACACAAGGGGGCCCAUUUUGGUGAAGGAGAAGGUCCCAUCUGGUAUAAAGACUUCCACUGUAUAGGAGAGGAAUCCUCCCUCCAUGAAUGUCUCACCUCUGUUAGAUCAGAACAGAACUGUACACAUGGCCAUGCUGUGGGAUUGGUUUGUAGUGGACCUGAUUAUUUGAGAAUGGUGGAUGGAGGCAGCCCUUGUGCUGGAUCAGUGCAGGCGUAUCUGUGGGGGAAGUGGUGGUCCCCAGCACCAUAUUAUAUUGACAUAAAUUCCAUGCAAAAUUCUAUUGCAGUGACAGGCCGACAAACAGGCUGUGGACCACUGGAAUUCCUUGGAGGACCUGAACAUUUUGUUUAUACUCAAUCCAAUGUAUUAAUAAGUGAACAUUUCUGCACUGGAUUAGAAACUACAACAAUCGAAUGUGUGAAUAAUUACUUUUUCGAAGCUCAGGUACUUUCUGAUAAUAUUGGUCAAGUCACUUUCACAGGCCAUCGAGGGAUUCGGCUGAUAGGAGGGAGUCACAUGUGCACUGGGAGAGUGGAGAUUCAGCACGGAAGAACCUGGGGCUCAGUGUGUGACGCUGACCUUGACUGGCAGGACGCUGAGGUCGUCUGUAGAUCACUAGGCUGUGGGGAACCUGCACAGCUGCUGGGGGGAGCUGCCUUUGGUCAAGGAGAGGGAGGGGUGUGGUUUGAGGAGUUUCAGUGUCAGGGAAACGAGUCCCAUCUUGUGUUCUGUCCCAAAAUGACACAUAACAGGACCUGCAGCCAUGAGAACGAUGUGGGCCUGGUGUGUUCUGGAUACACAAGGUUCAGGCUGAAUGAUGGUCCUGACCACUGCUCUGGUAGAGUGGAGAUGAAGUACAAUGGAACAUGGGGAACAUUGUGUGAUGCAUCAUGGGACAUGAGAGCCGCCACUGUCCUGUGCCAGCAGCUGAAAUGUGGGGGUGCUGUGGCUGCCCUGGGACAGGCCGGGUUUGGGGGGGGCACUGGGCCCAUCUGGCCCGAUGUCUUUCAUUGUCAGGGGAAUGAGACUCGCCUCUCCCAGUGUGCUGUGUCCCCAUGGAGACGGGCAGCCUGUUCUCAUGGACAGGAUGCAGGAGUCAUCUGCUCUGGUUCCUUCCUUUCAUCCUCUUAUGGGGGUGUCAGGCUGCUGUCUGGAGGGAGUGACUGUGAGGGCUGGGUGGAGGUUUACUACAACCAGACCUGGCAGAAGGUUCACCAAGAGUCCUGGAGCUCCAUGGAUGCAUCUGUGGUCUGCAGACAGCUGGGCUGUGGCUCUGCAACAAAUAUCUACAGAUCAAACCUGUCAAGGACAGGGGACAGUGACACGUGUGUGACAGGCUUUCACUGCUCAGGAACUGAGUCUCACCUGGGGAAAUGCAGACCUCCACAUGUCCUCAACUGCCGCCCCAGUGACCAGGUGUCCAUGGUCUGCUCCAACCACAGGUCCCUCAGGCUGGUGGGGGGAGGCAGUGACUGUGCAGGGAGGCUGGAGGUCUUCCACAGGGGCUCUUGGGGGACAGUGUGCCAUGAGUCCUGGGCUCUGCCUGAGGCUCAGGUGGUGUGCAGGCAGCUCCGCUGUGGGACAGCCCUCAGUGGGCAGAUCCCUGUACCCACUUACUUUGGCCCAGGGACUGGACCCAUCUGGCUAAGCAAGCUGGGCUGUGUGGGGAUCGAGUCGUCCCUGUGGGACUGUCCCUCAGUGGAGUGGGGGAGGAAGGACUGUGGGCACAAGCAGGAUGUGGGUGUUGUGUGUUCAGAGCACAAGGAGCUGCGUCUGUCUGAAGGAUGUUCUGGCCACACAGAGGUCUACUACAAUGGUACCUGGGGAAGUGUGUGCUUUGAUGGUUUGGAAAAGACAACAGUAGCUGUCAUCUGUCGCCAGUUAGGCUGUGGAGAUAAGGGGACAGUCACUAAGACAAUGUCCAGGCUCAGUCCUGACCUCAAAGGGCUGGACUUUGGAAAAUGUCGAUCCCAUGACACAUCACUCUGGCAGUGUCCAUCAUCCUCCAAAGGGCCGAAUGGCUGCUCAGACGCUGCCAGAACAAGCUGCUCAGAUGCUGAAAAGCUGAGAUCUCCUUCAGACUUCAUGCUCUGCAGAACUUCUUCUGAUCUGAACUUGUGUGCUAACCGUCUGCCCCUGAGACUGACAGGGGGUGCAGACACUUGCUCUGGGAGGGUGGAGGUGUAUCACAGCGGCUCCUGGGGGACCGUGUGUGACGACUCCUGGGACCUGCGUGACGCCAUGGUGGUGUGCAGGCAGUUGGGCUGUGGGCCGGCUCUCAGGGCAGAAGGGGGCGGACGGUUCGGGAGGGGUGACGGCGCCAUCUGGCUGGAUGAGGUGAACUGCAAGGGCAGUGAGCUGCACCUGUGGCACUGCGCUUACUCACUGAAGCAGAGUGACUGCUCACACAGGCAGGACGCAGGGGUCACCUGUGCAGGCGUCACAGAAAUCAUCCCCAAUGUCACUGGAGCUCCCACAGUUACUCAGAUGCAAACAGGCCAGUCUGACCCAACAGUGUCCUCAGUGGUUCUUGGGCUUCUGCUCUCAGUACUUCUGCUGCUGGUGGUUAGACUGGUCUACAGGAACUGGGUCCUGACAAGAGAACUUGCAAAGAUUGACAAUAAACAGCUGUCUCCAGCCAUCUACGAGGAAAUAGAUUACAGGUUUACUGACGUGAUAGAACCGGCUUGUCGGAAAGGGAGUGACCUUCCAGAUGAGCUGCCCUCAGGGUAUGAAGAUGUGGGGGAAGCUGAAGGAGUCAGUCUCUUAGAGAAGACGAUCACUGGUGACGACCCAGAAAACCAUGAUGACCUUGUUUGUAAGAUAGAGGCUCCAGAAAAGUUUAAAGGGGUAGAUACCCUGGAGUACUACAAUGACAGCCCAGCAGGUCAGACACCUGACUAUGAUGGUGUCACUGACAGCCAGACCAAUGACUAUGAUGAUGUCACUGACAGCCAGACCAAUGACUAUGAUGACGUCUCUGUGCAGCAUCACCCUGACUCUCAGCCAGAUCUCCACCACAGUCACCCUGUAGGACACAUUACUGAGCUGUCGUUCAUCCAAGAUGGGGAGCUGCCUAAUGAUGACAUCACUAACUAUGACGACGUGGGGGAGGGACAUGAGGAGGUGAGACUGGUGAAGGGAGGGAGUCCCUGUGCUGGAACAGUAGAGGUGAAUCGUGGAGGACAGUGGGGGACAGUAAUCCAGAUUGGCUGGGACAUUAAUGAUGCUACAGUGGUGUGUAGAGAGCUGGGCUGUGGGUCUGCUGUAGCCACUCCUGGUAGAGCUCACUUUGGAGAAGGUUCUGGGCAGGAGCUACUUAUUCAGGUUUCCUGUAAUGGAUCAGAACCGACACUGUCUAUGUGUCCAACUGAAGAAGCUGCUAAGAUAUCGUGGUCACUCGAUCAUCCUCACGUACUUGAUGCUGGAGUGAUCUGUUCAGGUCACUCAGUGGUCCAGCUUGUGGGGGGGGCUCACAAGUGCUCUGGGAGACUGGAGAUUAGAGAUGGAGAUACCUGGUCUACAGUGUGUGAUGGUAACUUUGACUGGCAGGAAGCUGAGGUUGUCUGUAGGGAGCUGGACUGUGGGGCUCCUUCAGCUCUACACAAGGGGGCCCAUUUUGGUGAAGGAGAAGGUCCCAUCUGGUAUAAAGGCUUCAACUGUGAAGGACAUCAGUCCUUCCUACAUGAAUGUGUCACCCAAACUGGACCAGAACACAACUGUACAAAUCAUACUGUAAUACUGACAUGUUCAGAGCCUGCUGAUGUGAGGCUGCUGAAUGGAAGCAGCCCUUGUUCUGGGAGAGUGGAGGUGUAUCGCUGGGGCGAGUGGGGGACCGUUUAUCAGCGUAACUGGGACAUGAAUGAUGCCGCGGUGGUGUGUAGACAGCUGGACUGUGGUUCUGCUGUAUCGGUACCAGGUGCAGCUCACUUUGGAGAAGGUUCUGGGCGGAUGGUUCUAGGUGAUGUUUCCUGCAGUGGGUCAGAGUUUGCGCUGAGGGAGUGUGGAUCACUGGAUGGCAGAGAGCAUGGCUUACCGCACACACUGGAUGCUGCAGUCAUCUGCUCAGAUCAUGUGAGGCUUGUGGGUGGAGCUGAUCGCUGCUCUGGGAGGCUGGAGGUGAAGUUCAGUCAGUCCUGGUCUACAGUGUGUGAUGGUAACUUUGACUGGCAGGAUGCUGAUGUUGUCUGUAGGGAGCUGGACUGUGGGGCUCCUUCAGCUCUACACAAGGGGGCCCAUUUUGGUGAAGGAGAAGGUCCCAUCUGGUAUAAAGACUUCAACUGUGAAGGAGAGGAAUCCUUCCUCCGUGAAUGUCUCACCUCUGUUAGAUCAGAACAAAACUGCAAAAACAACAGCAAUAUGGGACUGACCUGCACAGGGCCUGAGGACCUGAGGCUGGUGAAUGGAAGCAGUCCUUGUUCUGGGAGAGUGGAGGUGUAUCGCUGGGGAGAGUGGGGGACUAUAGCCCAGUAUGACUGGGACCUGGAUGAUGCGUCAGUGGUGUGUAGACAGCUGGGCUGUGGGACUGCUGUAUUAGCACCUAUAAGAGCUCACUUUGGAGAAGGUUCUGGAAGGGUGUUGCUGAGAGAUGUUUCCUGCAGUGGGUCAGAGUCUGCACUGAGGGAGUGUAGAUCACUGGAUUUCAGAUACAUGGAUAUUCCUCACAUCUUUGAUGCUGGAAUUAUUUGUUCAGAUCAUGUGAGGCUUGUGGGUGGAGCUGAUCGCUGCUCUGGGAGGCUGGAGGUGAAGUUCAGUCAGUCCUGGUCUACAGUGUUUGAUGGUAACUUUGACUGGCAGGAUGCUGAGGUUGUCUGUAGGGAGCUGGACUGUGGGGCUCCUUCAGCUCUACACAAGGCGGCCCAUUUUUGUGAAGGAGAAGGUCCCAUCUGGUAUAAAGACUUCCACUGUGAAGGACAUGAGUCCUUCCUCCAUGAAUGUCUCACCUCUGUUGAAUCAGAACAGAACUGCAAAAACAACAGCAUUAUGGGACUGACCUGCACAGGGCCUGAGGACCUGAGGCUGGUGAAUGGAAGCAGUCUUUGUUCUGGGAGAGUGGAGGUGUAUCGCUGGGGAGAGUGGGGGACUAUAGCCCAGUAUGACUGGGACCUGGAUGAUGCGUCAGUGGUGUGUAGACAGCUGGGCUGUGGGACUGCUGUAUUAGCACCUAUAAGAGCUCACUUUGGAGAAGGUUCUGGAAGGGUGUUGCUGAGAGAUGUUUCCUGCAGUGGGUCAGAGUCUGCACUGAGGGAGUGUAGAUCACUGGAUUUCAGAUACAUGGAUAUUCCUCACAUCUUUGAUGCUGGAAUUAUUUGUUCAGAUCAUGUGAGGCUUGUGGGUGGAGCUGAUCGCUGCUCUGGGAGGCUGGAGGUGAAGUUCAGUCAGUCCUGGUCUACAGUGUGUGAUGGUAACUUUGAGUGGCAGGAUGCUGAGGUUGUCUGUAGGGAGCUGGACUGUGGGGCUCCUUCAGCUCUACACAAGGGGGCCCAUUUUGGUGAAGGAGAAGGUCCCAUCUGGUAUAAAGACUUCCACUGUGAAGGAGAGGAAUCCUUCCUCCAUGAAUGUCUCACCUCUGUUAGAUCUGAAGAGAACUGUACACACGACCAUGCUGUGGGAUUGCUUUGUACAGGACAUGAUUAUGUGAAAAUGGUGGAUGGAGGCAGUCCUUGUGCUGGAACAGUGCAGGUGUAUCACUGGGGAAAGUGGUGGACAACAGUACCUUAUUUCACUGACCUCAAUGUCCUUCAAAAUCCUGUCUUAGUGACAGGCAAAGAUCUGGGCUGCGGACCAUUAGAAUUUGUUGGAGGACCCGAAUAUUUUGUUUAUACCCAAAGCAAUUUAUUGAUAAGUGAGCAUUUCUGCAGUGGAUUAGAAUCUAAAUUCAGCAAUUGUGAAAAUAAUUACUUCAUUGAAGUUGAGACACUUUCUGAAGAUAUUUUUCAAUUCACUUACACAGGCCAUCGAGGGAUUCGGCUGAUAGGAGGGAGUCACAUGUGCUCUGGGAGAGUGGAGAUUCAGCACGGAAGAACCUGGGGCUCAGUGUGUGACGCUGACCUUGACUGGCAGGACGCUGAGGUCGUCUGUAGAUCACUAGGCUGUGGGGAACCUGCACAGCUGCUGGGGGGAGCUGCCUUUGGUCAAGGAGAGGGAGGGGUGUGGUCUGAGGAGUUUCAGUGUCAGGGAAACGAGUCCCAUCUUGUGUUCUGUCCCAAGAUGAGACAUAACAGGACCUGCAGCCAUGAGAACGAUGUGGGCCUGGUGUGUUCUGGAUACACAAGGUUCAGGCUGAGGGAUGGUCCUGACCACUGCUCUGGUAGAGUGGAGAUGAGGUACAAUGGAACAUGGGGAACAUUGUGUGAUGCAUCAUGGGACAUGAGAGCCGCCACUGUCCUGUGCCAGCAGCUGAAAUGUGGGGGCGCUGUGGCUGCCCUGGGACAGGCCGGGUUUGGGGGGGGCACUGGGCCCAUCUGGCCCGAUGUCUUUAAUUGUCAGGGGAAUGAGACUCGCCUCUCCCAGUGUGCUGUGUCCCCAUGGAGACGGGCAGCCUGUUCUCAUGGACAGGAUGCAGGAGUCGUCUGCUCUGGUUCCUUCCUUUCAUCCUCUUAUGGGGGUGUCAGGCUGCUGUCUGGAGGGAGUGACUGUGAGGGCUGGGUGGAGGUUUACUACAACCAGACCUGGCAGAAGGUUCACCAAGAGUCCUGGAGCUCCAUGGAUGCAUCUGUGGUCUGCAGACAGCUGGGCUGUGGCUCUGCAACAAAUAUCUACAGAUCAUACCUGUCAAGGACAGGGGACAGUGACACGUGUGUGACAGGCUUUCACUGCUCAGGAACUGAGUCUCACCUGGGGAAAUGCAGACCUCCACAUGUCCUCAACUGCCGCCCCAGUGACCAGGUGUCCAUGGUCUGCUCCAACCACAGGUCCCUCAGGCUGGUGGGGGGAGGCAGUGACUGUGCAGGGAGGCUGGAGGUCUUCCACAGGGGCUCUUGGGGGACAGUGUGCCAUGAGUCCUGGGCUCUGCCUGAGGCUCAGGUGGUGUGCAGGCAGCUCCGCUGUGGGACAGCCCUCAGUGGGCAGAUCCCUGUACCCACUUACUUUGGCCCAGGGACUGGACCUAUCUGGCUGAGCAAGCUGGGCUGUGUGGGGAAGGAGUCGUCCCUGUGGGACUGUCCCUCAGUGGAGUGGGGGAGGAAGGAUUGUGGGCACAAGCAGGAUGUGGGUGUUGUGUGUUCAGAGCACAAGGAGCUGCGUCUGUCUGAAGGAUGUUCUGGCCACACAGAGGUCUACUACAAUGGUACCUGGGCAAGUGUGUGCUUUGAUGGUCUGGAAAAGACAACAGUAGCAGUCAUCUGUCGCCAGUUAGACUGUGGAGAUAAGGGGACAGUCACUAAGACAAUGUCCAGGCUCAGUCCUGACCUCAAAGGGCUGGACUUUGGAAAAUGUCGAUCCCAUGACACAUCACUCUGGCAGUGUCCAUCAUCCUCCAAAGGGCCAAAUGGCUGCUCAGAAGCUGCCAGAACAAGCUGCUCAGAUGCUGAAAAGCUGAGAUCUCCUUCAGACUUCAUGCUCUGCAGAACUUCUUCUGAUCUGAACUUCUGUGCCAACCGUCUGCCCCUGAGACUGACAGGGGGUACAGACACUUGUUCUGGGAGGGUGGAGGUGUAUCACAGCGGCUCCUGGGGGACCGUGUGUGACGACUCCUGGGACCUGCGUGACGCCAUGGUGGUGUGCAGGCAGUUGGGCUGUGGGCCGGCUCUCAGGGCAGAAGGGGGCGAACGGUUCGGGAGGGGUGACGGCGCCAUCUGGCUGGAUGAGGUGAACUGCAAGGGCAGUGAGCUGCACCUGUGGCACUGCGCUUACUCACUGAAGCAGAGUGACUGCUCACACAGGCAGGACGCAGGGGUCACCUGUGCAGGCGUCACAGAAAUCACCCCCGAUGUCACUGGACCUCCCACAGUUACUCAGAUGCAAACAGGCCAGUCUGACCCAACAGUGUCCUUAUUGGUUCUUGGGCUUCUGCUCUCAGUACUUCUCCUGCUGGUGGUUAGACUGGUCUACAGGAACUGGGUCCUGACAAGAGAACUUGCUGAGAGUGAAAAUAAACAGCUGUCUCCAGCCAUCUAUGAGGAAAUAGACUGCAGGUUUACCAAAGUGACAGAGCAGGAUGGGCACAAAGGGAGUGACCUUCCAGAUGAGCUUCCCUUAGGGUAUGAACUUGUGGGUGAAGCUGAAGGAGUCAAUCUCUUAGAGAAGACGAUCACUGGUGACGACCCAGAAAACCAUGAUGACCAUGUUUGUGAGAAAGAGACUCCAACAAAGUUGAUAGGGGUAGAUACCCUGGAGUACCACAAUGACAGCCCAGCAGGUCAAACUCCUGUCUAUGAUGAUGUCACUGACAGCCAGACCAAUGACUAUGAUGAUGUCACUGACAGCCAGACCAAUGACUAUGAUGACGUCUCUGUGCAGCAUCACCCUGACUCUCAGCCAGAUCUCCGCCACAGUCACCCUGUCGGACACAUGACUGAGCUGUCGUUCACCCAAGAAGGGGGGCUGCCUAAUGAUGACAUCACUAACUAUGAUGAUGUGGGGGAGGGGCUUCUGUGAGAGGGAGGGGUCUGGGGAAGGGGCAGCUCGGUAUCAAUAGACAGAAAAGGCCUAAACAUUUCAGGACAUUGCAUCCUGCCCUUGAAUGCAUUUGCUCAGAGAUGCAGUACAUUUAAAGAUGGGUACUUGUGCUAUUUUGUUUUCUGUGUGAAGAAAACUGUUGGUGCUGAGAAAAUCUAAGGUAUGUGCAUCAACUUUCACAUUUUUAUACUGCAGUCUCGUGUUGUAUAUUGAAAAUCGGCAUUAUCAAUACCCAUAAAUUUUCCAUUACCGAUGUUUUUGACUUUUAAAUGUAUAGUAGCGCAAACCACGCUUGACCACAAGAUGGCAGCAAACAACUCAUUUCCUAGUAGCCUCUUCCCUCACGAAAGCACGAUUUUUCAUCACAUUGUCUCACUUUACUGUAAUUAUAAAUGUAACAUUCACUCAUUCAUCAAGCAAACUUCAUAAAUUCAGACUUAAAUUUGAAUUCUUAAUCUAUUCAUGUGUUUACAUAUGUACACUUAAUUACACAUAGAACAUAAAAUAACCAGACAGUCCAACGAAUGGCAAUACUGACACUGUAUUAAUCCCCGUGGAGAAAUUCUCCUUUUGCUUUACCCCAUCUUGCUCUCCAUGAGACACACACACACACACACACACACACACACAUAUACAGCACCCCUGGAGCUGGGGGUUUUGCUCAAGGACCCACGGACAAUUAACUAUCGUGCUGAGGACAGGGGCUCGAACCAGCGACCUCCCAAUCA
This is a messenger RNA of Brienomyrus brachyistius, 12639 nucleotides long. RefSeq lists its product as uncharacterized. Lineage: Eukaryota; Metazoa; Chordata; Actinopteri; Osteoglossiformes; Mormyridae. The record is from RefSeq and is a predicted model, not a curated record. The coding region runs from base 878 to 11890 and encodes 3670 amino acids. Gene Ontology annotation, cellular component: membrane. The transcript is spliced from 45 exons.